CCAAUGAGAAUCCAGGAUGCUGGGCGCGUGCGUGUUCCUCGUGCGCGGGGGUCGAAGAGAAGACGCGUGAGCGAGGCGACUAGCUUAGACUCCGCUCAGCUAGAGAGGAAGAAGCUGCCACUUGGUAAUGGACGCCAUCAAAGGUAAAGGGGAACAAGGGAUGCAAAAUCCAGGUGGGCAAGUUGACAGACCAGUCGGCCCCCACUUUUUGGAAAGCAUGCUUCCCAAAGUAGUAAAGAGGAGAGUGCACGCCUUGAAAAGGCUACAGGUGCAGUGUGCCAACAUAGAGGCUAAGUUCUACGAGGAGGUCCAUGAGCUGGAGAGAAAGUAUGCUGCCCUCUAUCAGCCACUGUUUGAUAAGAGAAGAGAUUUUGUCACAGGAACAGUGGAACCCACAGAGGAGGAGUGUGAGUGGCACAGUGAGCGGGAGGAAGAGGAGGAGCUUGCUGAGGAAGUAAAGGAAAAAGCGGCUAUUGAGGAUGCAAAGAAAGAGGAAGCCGUGCCCAGGGAGGAUCCAAAAGGGAUCCCGGAGUUUUGGCUCACCAUAUUCAGGAGUGUUGACAUGCUCAGUGACAUGCUGCAGGAACACGAUGAGCCCAUCCUAAAGCACCUGAAAGAUAUUCAAGUCAAAUUUUCUGAGCCAGGACAACCAAUGAGUUUCACAUUAGAGUUCCACUUUGAGUCCAAUGGUUACUUCAACAAUGCAGUCCUCACUAAAGUCUACAAAAUGAAGUCGGAACCCGAUGCCUCGGAGCCGUUCUCCUUUGAGGGGCCAGAGAUCAUUGACUGUGAAGGCUGUCUCAUAGACUGGCACAAAGGGAAGGAUGUGACGGUGAAAACUAUAAAGAAGAAGCAGAAGCAUAAAGGCCGUGGCACUGUCCGCACCGUCACCAAGCAGGUCCCCAACGACUCUUUCUUCAACUUCUUUAACCCGGUCAAAGCUUCACCAGAUGAAGAGAUGGAUGAAGAUUCUGAGUUCACCCUAGCUCAAGACUUUGAGAUUGGGCAUUUCUUCCGCGAGCGAAUAGUUCCCAGAGCGGUGCUGUAUUUCACAGGAGAGGCCCUGGAAGAUGACGAGAGCUUCGAUGAGGAGGAGCUGGAGGAGGGAGAUGAAGAGGAGCAAGAUGAUGAGGAUGAUGAUGACGACGGAGAGUUGGAGCCCAAGGCAUAAUCACUCAUUCUCACCCAAUGCAAUUUCUAGAAAGAGCAGCCCCAGCCGGCCGAAUGCAAACAGCAGUAACCGUGGUGAUCAUGGGAGGUGGUGACCUGCAGUGUGAUGAAUCAGUUCUUAGCCAAUCCGCAAGUCCUCCCACCCCUUGCAGGCCUCCCCCUUUUAUGAACUCAUGUGAACGCAAUAGAAGACAAACCCAACUGUUUUUAACAUGUGCAUGACUUUUUUUCUUUCGUCUUGCGCCCGUCUCGCCCCCCGUUUCAUUAAAUUACCAUAUCAUCAUAGUCUUUGGUAUGGUGGUCAAGACCCUCAGAGAAAGAGAUGGAUCCCAGCCUACGUUUUCAUGGAAAUAAAUUGGUUACUCAGGGUUUUUUAAUGCCAACAAGAGAAGUUUGAGUUUACCAGGAAACCGUUGAAAAAGUCUUGAUUUAAUAUUUCACUGGCGUAAUGUUUUUGUUAUGGUGUUUUAUAAGAGACAUUAAAUAUAUCGUUUUGAAUUUCAUUUCCUCCUUUUUUCAAAAUGUUCAUUGGCGUAUGUCAUUGGACUAUUAUGGUGUCAGUGGUGCAUUUUGUGGGGGGGGGGGGGGGGGUCUCAAAGGCCCAUCUGCAGUAAUAGGCUCAUUCUCAUUGGCUCACAUUUUAUUUGGGCGUAGCAGGUAAAUAAAACUUGAAUAUUGCCGAGUCAUUUCAUUUUUUUCCUUUUUCAAACAUUGAAGAAUUGUUAUGCAGUAAUGCUGCUUAUUUCAAUUCAUUUCUGCCCAUGUCUAUUGGGUUUACAAGCAUUUACUGAACAACGUUAAAUAACACCAUGCCACAGGUGUGUGGUUACACCUCUAUUGCUCUUCCCUGUUUGAGCCGUCACCCCCUGAAAUGCUCCUUUGACUCUGUGUAUUUGAGAAUAAUAGGAUUGUUUUAUGAAAACCAGACGUUUGGAAGACGUUACAUUUCCCUAAAAUAUGACCCAUUUAAGCAGAAACAGCAGUCCAUCUGCAACCUGUUUUGGUUAUGUAUUUAGUUGUUAACUAAUGUAAUUUUCCAGUCAGCGAAUGGACGGUGCACGAUGUUGAGAGCAUAAGAAAAUUCAGUUGCCAAAAUGAAAAAAACACAGCGUCGUCUUUUAUUCAAGGGUUCGCCAGUUAUUAACAAAGCGUAAUCUUAAUUCAGCAUUUACAGUUAAAGAAUAUAUAAAUAUUUCUGUUAUUGUCCAAUGAGUCUGUUGAAUGUUUGUGGAAAACAGAUGGAAGUGCUUUGCCAAUGUAUUUUAUAUACUCCUCAUGGCUUUUUGCCUGGUCAGCGAUUUGCAAUCCCAGCGGAAAUAACAAACCCAUGUCUCUUUUUUUAAAAAGAAUGAUUGUAGAUCUUGUCGGACAGAUCUUUCAGAGCCACGCUUGACAUCUUCAAAUCUACCACACGGAAACGUGUGCUAGCAACGGCCGUAACGGGUUCUUAUUCACAAUUUGUUACUCGCGCAAUAUUUCCUUUCAAUUUGUACAGAGUUAGUUAAAAUAUUCUAUUAAAGUUGUGCAACAUGGAAAUGGA
This is a messenger RNA of Gasterosteus aculeatus aculeatus (three-spined stickleback), 2710 nucleotides long. RefSeq names its product nucleosome assembly protein 1-like 4a (gene nap1l4a). The record is from RefSeq and is a predicted model, not a curated record. Gene Ontology annotation, biological process: nucleosome assembly. Lineage: Eukaryota; Metazoa; Chordata; Actinopteri; Perciformes; Gasterosteidae. Gene Ontology annotation, cellular component: nucleus.